Camellia sinensis is the source of this 945-nucleotide messenger RNA. NCBI's taxonomy places the organism in Eukaryota, Viridiplantae, Streptophyta, Magnoliopsida, Ericales, Theaceae. The record is from RefSeq and is a predicted model, not a curated record.
UCCCCUUCUUACUCCACAAUCCUAGCUUCUGCAAGAAGAGACCCCUCUCUCGCUCUCUCUCCCUCCCUCUCUAGCGUUGAUGUUGCUAUAUUCCACUGUAAAUGUCAAUUCGUCGUAACUAAACCGAAAACGAGACAAUAUUUGGAACUAGGGUUUGUGUGAGAGAUGUAUCUCUCGGAGAAGCCUCUUCCAAUUGAUUUCUACAAAGGAGGAGGAGGAGGAGGAGAGAGAGAUAUGGUGAUCGAAGUCUCCUCCAAUGGCGAGCUGCCACCUCAUCACCACCAUCUCCAACAACAACAACAACAGCAGCAGCAGAUGAUUCUGGGCGAUAGCAGUGGUGGCGAAGACCACGAAGUGAAAGCACCGAAGAAGAGAGCGGAGACAUGGGUUCAGGAAGAGACUCGGAGUCUGAUCAGCUUUCGCAGAGAAGUGGAUGGGCUUUUCAACACUUCGAAAUCGAACAAGCAUUUGUGGGAUCAGAUCUCGGCGAAGAUGAGGGAAAAAGGGUUUGAUCGAUCGGCGACUAUGUGUACUGAUAAGUGGAGGAACUUGUUGAAGGAAUUCAAGAAGGCAAAGCACCAAGAUAGGAGCAGUGCUUCCGCUAAAAUGUCGUAUUACAAGGAGCUUGAGGAGUUGCUUCGAGGUAGGAGCAAGAAUGGUCCCUACAAGAGCCCCAGCUCUUCGAAAGUCGAUUUGUAUAUUCAGUUUUCAGAUAAAGGCCUGGAGGAUGGCAAUAUCCCAUUUGGACCAGUAGAAGCUGGUGGCCAGUCAACGGUCAACCUCGAAAGACCUUUGGAUCAUGAUGGUGACCCUCUUGCCAUUACUGCUGCUGAUGCAGUUGCAGCCAGUGGAGUGCCCCCUUGGAACUGGAGAGAAACCCCUGUAAAUGGUGUCUAUCUAAUUCUUUUUUUUUUCUUCUUCUUUUUUUGAUAAGUGGAAAUGGUA